UUAUCUGUUUCCUAGAUUGUGCGUGAAGUGAAACUGUUAGCCAGCCUACAGCAUGCCAACGUGGUGAGGUACCACACAGCGUGGAUGGAGUACAGCAAUCCAGCCAUGACAAGUAACCGUUCUUCCAGUACCAGCUUACCUGUGCUGGAGACGUCUUAUCUUCAAGAUAUCCAGAACCUAAGGUCCCCUUACAUGUAUGCAGACAGCAACAGUAUUGUAUUCCAAGAGUCGGCAGCGAGUGACACUGAAGCCACCGUCCUAAAGAGACGGUCACUCUCGAAAGAGAGCAGUAGCUAUGACAUCAGUGUGGAGUCCUACUUACAAGACAAGGGAAAAUGGCAGCUUGGUUCUUCAGAUUCGGAUGAAAGUCUACCUGGGGUCAAAGAAAAGGAGGAUGAGCCAUGUCUUGUAGAUACAGAAGGCAAGACUCCUACUGAAGAUAUUGUCAGGCAUGUAUCAGAAAAAGAGCAUGUUAACAACAACGAAAAAUGCUCAGAACCUUUUAACCCCGGUGAAUGGAACUUAAACCCUCUUGAAAAAGAAGCACAAAACGCAGUUAAAGAAAGCAUGCAACAUUCUGAUGUUGUGCCAACUUCAGAAGGAGGAGCUUCUGGUAAAUCUCAGCCAGAUUUUGAUCAACCAGUAAGAAAGAGGGACUUCCAAACGGCAGCUUGUUACCGCGAGAACAGUGUGAGGUUAGGUACAGGAUUUGAGCAGGAGGUGCAUUUCGAGUCGGCCAGUUUCUCUAGUAGUAGUAGUGUGAGGCUUGGCCACAACCUACCAAGGGCAGUUGUUCCGUUUACCAGUACACCUAAAGACUCAGUAGAUGUACGUGUAAGGGGUAGCUUUACAGGACUGAGCAGCGUUCACUCAGAGAAAGACAAUGUACCCUGUCUUGUGGAUACAGAAAACAGGGCUACUGGUGGAGAGAUAAACAGGCAUGGUGAAGACUUACAACAGUUGUACAACAAGAGAAACAAAGAAAGUCCAGUUGACACUGUAGAAAGGGAAUCUGACAAAAGAAGUGAGAAAACCUCUGAACUGCUAGACACCAUACCAUGGGAUACUGCUGGCAAAGAAAGAGCUGACAACAAGAGUGAGAAAGAUUCCACGCUUUUGGACACCAUUCCUUGGGAGUCGUCUAGGAAAGAAGACAAGAAAAGCAGUCAGAAAACAUCCAGACUUCAAGACACCAUACCAUGGGAAACUCAUAGAAAAGACGAAACUGAUGAUGACAACAACAGUGAGAAAGCUUCAACACUUUUGGACACCAUUCCAUGGGAAACAACUAGGAAAGAGAACGACAGUCAGAAAACCAGCAAACGUCUGGACACCAUACCAUGGGAAUCUGAUAGAAAGGAAGGAACCAAGGAAAACAGACUGAGUGAAAGAGCAACAGAACUUCAGGACACCAUACCUUGGGAGACAUCUAGAAACAAAGGAUCUAACAAUGACUUUGAGGAAGUUUUCCUACUAGAGGACACAAUACAGUGGGAGACUCCCGAAAGAGGCAAAGAAGAAUCAGAAAAGAUUGACCAAACGUUGGAACUUGUGGGGAGUGUAAAACAGAAAUCCUGUGCAUCAGAAAGAGAGCUUGUCGACAACAAAGAAAAAAGCUCAGAACCUUUCAACGCUGUUGAAUUGGAAAAAAAUGGAAGAGCAGCACAAAGUGCGAUGAAAGAAGGCGAGCAACGUUCUUAUGUUGUACCACCUGUAGAAUUAGAAGCUUCCAGCAAAUCUCAGACAGAUUGCGAACAACCAGUGACAAGGAGAGACUUUCAAUUGGCAGCUUGUUACAGUGAGAGCAGUGUGAGGGUAGGUACAGGAUUUGAGCAGGAGAUACAUUUCGAGUCAGCCAAUUUCUCUAGUAGUAGUAGUGUGAGGCUAGGCCACAGCCUACCAGGGGCAGUUGUUCCGUUUACCAGUACACCUAAAGAUUCUGUAGAUGUACAUGUAAGGGGUGGUUUUACACCGUUGAGCAGUUUAAAGAGACAACACAGCUGGAACCAGGGAGCCAGGAACGGCCACACGGAGACUCACGUCUGCGGUGACAGGUGUAAGCUACGACUGAAGGGGCUGGCUGACUGUGAGCUCGUUGCUGAAGUGAGUAUUUGCUUGUUUGUUUGUUUGAUUUGUAUUACCGAUAAACUGCCAUUAGGCGUAAUACGCCUGCAGUGUUAUAAAGAAAGUAAAAGCUGCAUAAUUACCGGAUUGUGAGGUAUGAUCCACUAACACCGGAUUGGAUGUCUACUCUUUUCGAUAAUUC
Branchiostoma floridae (Florida lancelet) is the source of this 2266-nucleotide messenger RNA. RefSeq lists its product as uncharacterized. The transcript has 3 exons. The record is from RefSeq and is a predicted model, not a curated record. The coding region runs from base 85 to 2217 and encodes 710 amino acids. Lineage: Eukaryota; Metazoa; Chordata; Leptocardii; Amphioxiformes; Branchiostomatidae.